Dermacentor andersoni is the source of this 762-nucleotide messenger RNA. RefSeq lists its product as uncharacterized. The record is from RefSeq and is a predicted model, not a curated record. Lineage: Eukaryota; Metazoa; Arthropoda; Arachnida; Ixodida; Ixodidae.
GUCGCUGUGAAGGAGUGACACUCAAGAAAGCAGCUUAGCUUGUGAACGUAUUGCGUUCUUGCUUAGGUUGAUUGACCACGUAAAUAUGAAGCUCUUCGUUAGCAUUGUUCUCUUCGCCCUUGUGGCAUGCACGGCUUUCGCCGAAGAUGCCGCCAAGAAAGACGAAAAGAAAGAAAAUAAGAAGGACGUUGAAGGGCGCGGUGGUGUGCUGGGAGGCCUGGGUGGCGGCUUCCAGUCGGGAUACGGCGCUACUGCCGGAGGGCACCAGGGGAGCUUCCAGAAGGGCGCCGCAGGACACAACCAGGGAUCCAGCGCCUUCGCUGGCGGCUCUUCCAACAGGGACGUGAGCGCCUACAACAACAAACAGGGCUACAGCCACAGCUCGGGCUUUUCCUCCAGCGACAGCAAGAAAUUCGGCUCUGGCCACCAGCAGGGUUCGUCUGGUUUCCAAGGAGGCGCCGCCGGACAACAGGCAGGAUUUGGACAAUCCUCUUUCGGAAAGGCUGCCGGAGUAGGACACGCGGGCGUUGGCCUCCAUGGCUAAAGGGCUUUUGAACUGAGUUCAUGCAGCAGUGGAAAUGAUAUCACCAAGGAGAAAACAUCGGGCAUGGUCGCUUCAUCUCAUUAUGUAGGCAUUUGAUAUGUCCAAAAACAUUUUGUGCCUGUUUGAGUAGCAAUAUUUUUGUCACUACAGCGCUGGUUCUUCAUCACAAAGGCGGUGGCUCUACCACCAAUUAGUCAAUAAAUUUUUUUAUGCUGAAA